This is a messenger RNA of Diprion similis, 2440 nucleotides long. RefSeq names its product F-box/LRR-repeat protein 3. Gene Ontology annotation, biological process: SCF-dependent proteasomal ubiquitin-dependent protein catabolic process. Gene Ontology annotation, molecular function: protein binding. The record is from RefSeq and is a predicted model, not a curated record. The transcript is spliced from 7 exons. Lineage: Eukaryota; Metazoa; Arthropoda; Insecta; Hymenoptera; Diprionidae. Bases 294 to 2336 code for a protein of 680 amino acids. Gene Ontology annotation, cellular component: SCF ubiquitin ligase complex.
CGACAGCCAGUGAUCAGCUGACUGCUGCUGAUCGUGAGACGCGGCGGAGCAGCGUACAGACGUUUACUUCUCUGUGACAAAUUUUGCGAAGGUCCGAGAUUCCCAUUUUCCUCUCUGACCGAAAUCAGCACAAUGGCAAUAACCAGCGACGGUGUGCUCGAAAUGACCAGCUCAGGAAGCUGUGAUGUAACACCUCAUCUACCGACCGAGAUGCACUUGCAUGCGAAAAAUCAAGAGCAACUGACAGAGAGUCGGAAGAAAAAUCGUUGUAUUAAAAUGUAUUGACACAUAUUAUGUCGUAUCUAUUUUGUGCGGAUCGAAAUGCAGCGGGGCAGGUUUGCUGUCACUGGCGAGAAGCAUCCCUUGACAUGCGGUUUGUUAAUGAACAAGUUGUCAGCCUGACUCGUGGCUCUUCGGGAGACAAUUUGCAUGUACUUAUGAAUAUUCUCCGACACUCCACACGGCCAUUCUACAACUUCAUAUUCAAAGAUCUCGAGCUGAGGAAAAUGGAAUGGUUUUGGGAAAAGUUUGGACCGGACAUGAGAAGCCUAAUUCUGGUGAACUGUGAUUUGGGAGAAAAAAUGCUAGUUGCAAUUCUGAAGAGCUGCGACAAUCUGCAAACUCUACACGUCAAUGCUUGCAGAGAGUGCCUGAUGUCAGGACGACUUUUGGAUGAUGAAAAUGACGUUAAAGUUCUCUCAGCAAAGUUGCUCAACUUGAAAGAAUUGAGUCUAGCUUCUAACAGAUACUUGAGCGACGCAUUAUUUAAUAGACUAGUAAACAUUUGUCCAAACUUGAUAUCGCUAAGUUUAAGUGGUUGCCAAAUAUCUUUCCACUCCGGCUUGUAUAAAAAGUUUUAUCCCAGCAAUAGCACAGUUUUGCACGUGUCAGAAUCUGUCUUAACAUUUUGUAACAUUUUAACUUUCCUAAACCGCCAAGCGAAACACUUGAAGUACCUUAGUUUCAGUUCUACGUUGAUAGACGGUACAGCUUUGGCUACUUUAUGUACCAUAAAAGACUUGAAACUAGAAUCCCUAAAACUACAGUGUUGUGACCAGUUGACAAACGUUGGUAUUCGCUCCUUGACGGAACAUCAGACAUAUUUAAAAGUUCUAGAUGUAAGUUUUUGCACCAGAGUAACAGACGCCAGUUUAGUUUGCAUUUGCAAAAAUUUGGCAAACUUGGAAGCGUUGAAUAUAAGAAGAUGCAGAGCAGUCACAGACCAUGGUGUCAAGCAAGUACGACGACUAAAACACCUCAAAGAGUUGGAUAUAUCGGAAUGUGAACAACUUACAAGCGAGUGUAUUACGAAUGGUCUAUGUGCUGCUGAUUGGGAAGACAACGAAGAAAAUGAAAACAACGAGAACUUCGUAGACUUUAAUUAUCUAGGGCCAACUAAACAUGUUACCAAGUCACUGCCCUCAGAACAGAAGAGGAUAAAUAACAAUUUAGAAAAACUCUAUGCUAACGCACUGAAUUUAGAUGAAAAAUCAAUUCUUAGUAUCGCGACAAGUUGUCCAAAAUUGGUAUUACUAGAUGUUGGAUAUUGCUUCAAUGCUAUUACAGACAGUAGCAUACAGAUGAUAUUUAAAGAGUUAGUGCUUUUAAGAUCGCUGACGUUAAGUCGCUGCGACAAAGUGAGUGACCUGGGUUUAACUGGAAUGGGAGCUGGAAAUCGAGAAAAUUUAGAGAAAACCUGGGCUCAGAGUUAUAUAGAAGUUCCAGAGCCUCAACUUAGAAUACGCCUAGGUUCAAGAGUAGAGGAGGAAAUCUGGCGUGAUGCUAAGCGGAAACGUGAAGUAAAAAAAAUGUGCGAAGACCUCUCCACGCUAUUUGAUAACGACGUAUGUUCAGGAUUUUCACUAGCUCGACUAAAAGGAUUGAAAGAAUUAGACUUGGCUGGAUGCAAUAAAAUUACAGAUGUCAGCCUAAAGUAUGCUUUCAACUUCCCGGAACUCAGAUUUCUAGAUCUUAGCCUGUGCCAGCAAAUAACACACGAAGGAUUGGAUUUUCUGACCAGGAAUAACCAAGCUGUGGAAGAAUUGCAUUUAUCCCAAUGUCAUAAUGUGACGGACAUGGGAAUUUCUUAUAUUGCUAAAAGACUGCAUCGUUUGAAAAGUCUAUAUUUACAGGGAUGUUCGCAGCUGACUGAUCACAGCUUGGAUUCGAUAAAAAUUCACUGCACUGCGUUACAGUUCUUAGAUGUUAAGGCUUGUCGCGGAAUGUCGAUCGCCGGCAUAGAGAGUCUACUUCACUUAAACAUCGAUUAUUCAAGAGAAUCGGAAGACCUUGUGCAAAGUAAAAAACCACCACCUGCCCCACCUAUGCGCAGAUAACAAUUAUGUAGACCGAAUCGAAGGCUGACAGAUGGAAGUUAGAAGGUUUUGUCUAACUUCUACUAACUUUUUAAAUCACUGCAUUUUUUAAAAGGAAACGAUGA